GGGCAAACACACACCGACCAAACUUACAAAAAAAUCAGCACAACCGCAGGAGAAAAAGAAAAACAAAUCCAGCUCAUUUUCCGAUGCCUAAAUCAAAACGACAGACGAUCGUCCAUCUCUCCAAGACCUCAAAGAAGACUAAAGAAGUCAAAGCCAAGUUGAUCGAACAAAUUAAAGAAGCAUCCGAAAACUUUCAAUUCGUGUGGCUGUUCACCGUCGAUCAUGUUCGGACUGCUUAUCUACAGGACAUUCGCUCUUCUUGGAAACCAUCUCGGAUCUUCAUGGGCAGGAAUGCUGUCAUGAGGUUAGGAUUAGGUUCGAAAGAGGAAGAUGAGCACAUGCCUGGGCUAGGCGCAAUCGGCAAGCUAUUGGAAGGUGAUACCGGGUUAUUGUUCACAAAUGAGCCUCCUAAAGUGGUAGUCGAAUGGUUCGAUGAUUAUGUCAAAGCGGACUAUGCACGGAAAGGUAAUCUAGCAACUGAGACUGUAGAACUCCCAGCUGGCCCAGUGAUGAUCAAGGAGAUCAACGAUGAGCCGUCGGUAGCCGCGGGAGCGUUGGAGCCCCACUUACGAGCUCUCGGCUUACCCACGACCCUUCAAUCCCGAAUCCCAACCCUCUCCUCUCCUCAUGUGGUCUGCAAAGAGGGCGAAAAACUCGACACUAAUCAGGCCGGUCUGCUCAAGACCUUGGGUUACCAGAUGGCCCAAUUCAAAAUCGUGCUUAGUCACGUCUGGAUUAAAGACCGGUCGACCACUUUCUCUAUAGAUCAGAUCAGGGAUCAACUGAAAUAGUCUCUCAUCUCCAUUUCCUGUUCACCUUUCUUCUCCUCUACAUCCUUAUUAGUCUUGCUUUUUUUUUUCUCUCGUCUAUGAAAUUACGAUCACUUCGCGGCUUCCUUCUCUCUUAUUCUCAGCCGCUCUUCUACCACCGUCCUGUCUGUUUCUUUUUCACUUUCCAAGAUAUGUGACACAUAUCGCAUCGAAUCUGUCGAUUGUCUUAAUGUCGCCCAUCGUUCCACAGGUUCCUGUUUAUUGACCGGCCUUCUUCGGCCCUUCAGACCUAUUAAGAAGGAACGCCCCAAGUCAAACACCUUUGUAACGCUGCCAUGCACGUCGCUCUAACUAAUGCUCCGGAGCUGGUGUCAUCAUAACACCACGGACAAUUGCAUGUCGCUCCCGCGCGGAGCGACAUCUGGGGGUUUCAUUGGGGGUUUCGUGCGCAGUCACUGCGCCUACUGCCGCAG
This is a messenger RNA of Puccinia graminis f. sp. tritici CRL 75-36-700-3, 1243 nucleotides long. RefSeq lists its product as uncharacterized. Lineage: Eukaryota; Fungi; Basidiomycota; Pucciniomycetes; Pucciniales; Pucciniaceae. Gene Ontology annotation, biological process: nuclear-transcribed mRNA catabolic process; ribosomal large subunit assembly; rRNA processing. Gene Ontology annotation, cellular component: nucleolus; preribosome, large subunit precursor. Bases 84 to 791 code for a protein of 235 amino acids. Gene Ontology annotation, molecular function: RNA binding. The record is from RefSeq and is a predicted model, not a curated record. The transcript has 5 exons.